This is a messenger RNA of Zea mays, 854 nucleotides long. RefSeq lists its product as uncharacterized. The transcript is spliced from 4 exons. The record is from RefSeq and is a predicted model, not a curated record. The coding region runs from base 186 to 812 and encodes 208 amino acids. Lineage: Eukaryota; Viridiplantae; Streptophyta; Magnoliopsida; Poales; Poaceae.
CAGUGGUAACUGGUAAUGGCACGGGGUGGGAAACAACGCAUUACUCGUAGCCAUGAUGAGUACUUGUCUGAGGACCAUAUUGGAGAGAAAAGUCCCCAAAAAAUGUUGCAUCAUCUGAACAAAACAUAAGUAAUAAAGAAGACCAUUUAGAUAGCAGAAGCGAUAAUGAGUCCCAAGACAUAACUAUGUCAAAUAACAUAAAUGGAGAGGACCAACUUGAUGGCGCUGAUGAGGUUAAAGAGGUUAAAAGGCGUGGGAAGACAAAACUUAUUAAUGUUUGGAACAUUCCAAGAGGCCAUAGGGUUGUAGUUAACUGUAAUGAGCUGAAUCAGCCUAUCGGAGAAGAGGCAGGAGUCCUUGCAAAAUUCCUUGGCAUGGUUGCUAGGAAUGGCUCCUUGUGUAGCUUAAGCUUCAAGGAUUGGAGACUACUUAUAGGAAAGAAAGAUAGGAACCAUAAACAAAUCAAUAAGGAGGCCAUUCUUAAUCAAGUAAAGAAGAGAUUUCUUUACCCUGCCCGCAUGGAAACAUGGGUGCUGCGAACAAUUGGAGAGCGAUGGAGGCAACACAAGUCCAAUUUGAAAUCCAUUUAUUUUGACCCACAUAAGAGUCAGGAUGCUAAUAAUAGUAAUGCUCCUGAUGGUGUAUUAGCUGAUCAGUGGGUUGCGCUUGUCAAUAAUUGGAUGACCCCUAAAGCACAGGAUUUAAGUGAGGCCAAUAGGAUAAAUUGUACAAGAAGAAAGUCAAUGCAUACAUCUGGAACAAAAAGCUUUGCUCGGAAUAGAGAAGAAUUGGUAUUAUUUUUGCAAUUAUAAUUCACAGCAUGUUCUUUACAAAUGUCAAAAAUCCAUGUUAAU